AAAGAAAUUCCUUCUAAUAAAAAUGUAGAAGAUUUCUGCAAUGCUAGUGGCAGUACGUCCUUCCAGCCAAUUAAAAGCCAGGUUACCAUCCCCACUGCUCUUGUUGUGCCUUCUACACUGGCAGUGUCUUCCAGUAAUACACAUGUUCAAGACAGAGCCCCACUUUCUACAGAAGCUGCUUUAUCGAUUUUCUCAACCCAACCUACGUUGGACCCUUCCACAGCGGAUGACACUAGAAAGUUUGAAAUGCCUAAUAUUGAACCUACCCUAAACCAGUCGGGUCUAUUGAAUACUUUCUGCAGCGAUAUGAAACAUGAAAUCCCUGCAGUAGCUGCUAGCUCAGUAGUUGCGCAUUUCAAAGCUCUGCCUGAAAGCAAAGAGACUGGAGUAGCUGAACUCACGCGCAGAACUGUUUUCUCAGGGGCCACACAUCAAGGAUGGGGGAUAGAUUCAUUUAAACAGUGUUCUGCAGGUGAAUAUAGUGCUUGGAGACGGCAACAAAAUCAGUACACAGAGAACCUAAGAAUGAACAUGGAAAAACUACAGCUUAUGAGAGACUACCCCACAAUGUUGAUACAUCCUGCUGCAAUACACCAAAGUUCAAAUGACUGGGAGAGAGCUGCGAAGGCCAGUGAUGGUAAUCUGCUGGAAAAACAGCUGAUGUUGGAAAGGCAAUGGCAGCAUAUCUCUCAGCUUGAGCAGAGACUAAGAGAGAGUGAGAUGAAGGCACACAACACUCUUUUAAGCCAAACCAGUCCUUACAAUGAUAUGUGCCUCAUCAGGUUGCAAGACCUCCAGCGAGAAGUUACCUUCUUAAGAGCCCAGUUUGCAGAGAAAACAGAGUCUUCUGGUCAUGAGAAGGGAGAGUUGGAGAAGAAAUUGUGUGCCAUGGAGGCAGAGAAUAGAGACCUGAGAGAGGCUAUAAAGGAGGCAGCCCUAAAACAUUCAGAUGAAUUGAAAAGGCAAGAGGAGCGAGUGAAAGGAAGAGAAAAGCAUAUUAAUUCUCUGAAAAAAAAGUGUCAGAAAGAGGCAGAGCAGAACAAGGAAAAGCAGCAGAAGAUUGAGUCAUUGGAGAGAUACAUGGCUGAUCUUCCCACUGCGCAGGACCACCAAAAACAAUUACGUCAGCUGAAUGAACUCCAAGAGAAGAACUGCCUUCUGCAGGAGCAAGUGAGUGACCUAGAAAACAAACUGGCAGAAGCUAGAGCAACCUGUAGGGAGAAUGAAACCAAGCUGACAGCUGAGAAUUUCAAAGCACAGGAGUAUUGGAAUACCAUUGAAAGUUUACAGAUGGAACUAAAGAAGCUGGAAACCACAGAGUGGAAAGUGGAAGAAAAGAGGUUAUUACAGGAGGCAGAGGAUUUACAACAGGAAGUGGAAUCUCUUCAAAAAGAUAAGGAAGGCUUAAGAAAGGUGGUAGAAAGCCAAAAUUUUUUCGGGACCAGUGUACCAUCCUGCUUCACGGUCGCUGACAUUAGCGGCUUGGUUCCUGAAGCCCUGGUCCUGAGGGACAGGGGCAUCUCUGAAUCAGUGAUUCCCAUGAUGCUAAAGGCUAGGAAGACUUUUUGGCUCAGGCAGAUCAUCGUCAAGCUUAAAGUCCUGAGAGGGCCCACUCCUACUAGAUCUGAGUUGCAAGAGCAUGUGGGUCAUGAAGAGGGCAUGGGGCAGGCCUUAAGAGAAGAAUCUCAGCGAAAAGAUGCUGCUCUACAACAGCUGAAGGUUGCAGUGAAAGAGUUGGCAAUCCAAAAUCAAGACCUAAUAGAGCGCAAUGUAACCCUACAAGAGCAGCUGAAACUGGCUUGUGUAAAGGGAGAACCGACACAAAUGGAGAUUGCUCAACUUCUCAAGCUUUACAAAGAGAUGAAUCGCUGUCAAAAGGACCUACGAUCUGUCUGCACUCUGCUGAGCCAAAGAAUGCAGGGCUCGGACCCUAACCUAUCCAUGCUACUAGGAGUAAACUCAACAUCAAUUGUGGAAGACCAAGAAGAACCCUCAGAUUUGGUGUCUCUUGAAAGAUAUGUGAAUGGAAUAAAACAGCUUAAGAAGGACAUUGAGGAUCUACGCACCACCAUAAGUGAUCGUUAUGCCCAGGACAUGGGGGAUAAUUGUAUUACACAGUGAAUGAUACAUUGAGGACAGGACUGUAUUACAAUGUCUACUUAGAUGCACUAGUUGUGGCUUUUCGAGGCUGAAGAGAAAACC
This is a messenger RNA of Nanorana parkeri, 2202 nucleotides long. RefSeq names its product centrosomal protein 85 (gene CEP85). The record is from RefSeq and is a predicted model, not a curated record. The transcript is spliced from 14 exons. NCBI's taxonomy places the organism in Eukaryota, Metazoa, Chordata, Amphibia, Anura, Dicroglossidae. The annotation marks the transcript as partial. Gene Ontology annotation, cellular component: centrosome.